Messenger RNA from Echinops telfairi (small Madagascar hedgehog), 3692 nucleotides. Its product is annotated as A-kinase anchor protein 17B. Gene Ontology annotation, molecular function: RNA binding. NCBI's taxonomy places the organism in Eukaryota, Metazoa, Chordata, Mammalia, Afrosoricida, Tenrecidae. The coding region runs from base 105 to 2795 and encodes 896 amino acids. The transcript has 6 exons. The record is from RefSeq and is a predicted model, not a curated record.
CGCCUGAACGGAGGGAGCCCAGAGGGGGGACGCCACGGUGCCUUCGGCUCCCGCACGGCCGGAGGACGACCAUUUCGAACCUGAGUGGGAGUCCUGAGGCCACCAUGACGGUCACCGUGGUGUAUGAUAACUCUGAGGCCACAGAACUCUGUGCAGCUCAGCACCUCUACCUCAAACCCAUAGCAAAACUGAUGAUUAACGUAUUGCUCCCGGAGAGUCCAGACCCCGUGAGGCCUUUCUCUAACUGGGAAGUUCUGGAUCAGCUGAAGAGCCUGAUUUGCCCUGACCAGUUCACCACAGUUCGCCUCUCCAAGAGUACCAAGGAUUUCAUUCGUUUUGAGGGUGAGGCGGAAACCCGAAGUCUGGUUCAGAUCCUGAAGGCCAAGUUACAUGGGAAGAUCAUCAAGCUGAAUGGUUUGAAAACAGACUUAAAAGUUGUGGCUACUGAUGCCCAGGGAGAGUGGGAGCAUUUCCCCAAAGCCAAGCAGACCUCAAUGAGUGACGGGACUGACAAGCAGGAUCAGGAUAAGAGCCUAGAUUCCAUAUAUUUUGAAGGCUUGCCCUGUAAGUGGUUUGCACCGAAAGGUUCCAGUGGGGAGAAGCCAUGCAAAGAGAUUCUGCGUGCUGUCUUUGAAAGCUUUGGGAAGAUCAAGAAUGUGGAUAUCCCUAUGCUCGACCCCUACAGAGAAGUCAUGACGGGUGGGAGCUUUGGGAAUUUGAACUUUGGCUUGCAGACCUUCGAGGCCUUUAUACAAUACCAAGAGUCCACUGACUUUGUAAAAGCUAUGGAGUCCCUCCGAGGAAUGAAACUGAUGCUAAAAGGAGAUGAUGGGAAAGCUCUGGCGUGUAACAUUAAGGUUAUGUUUGAUACAACCAAGCACUUCAGUGAAGGAGCUAUAAGGAGACGGAACCAGGAGAGGCUGAAAUUACAAGAACUGGAGGAAGAAAGGAAAAGAGAAAAGAAGCGAGAAGAGGAAGAAGCGGAAAGAAAAAGAAAAGAUGAGGAGAGGAGGCGGAAGACCAGGGUCAGGAGGCGAGGUUUGAAGGAAAGAGACAGACAUCGGAGAAAGAGACACAAGGACAAAGUCAAAACUGAGGUGCCUCAACAACCUGACUCUUUGGAGGAAUGGAUAGAAAGGAAGUACCUGUUGGCUCAGAGGCGUGUGGAAGCCCUUCGUUUGUUACGCAUGCUCCUGAGGAAAAUUGCAGGAUCCACCUCAUUUAACCCAGAGAUGGCAGCCAUGGCAGGCCCUGAAGCCAAGAAAGAUCGUGCUUCAGGGGACACAUUGGCAACUCUGAAGGGAGAAGAGUUAAACCCUCAGUAUCGACCAUAUCAAGAGGAAAGGCCCAAAUAUCAGCUUGCCAAGUCAGACACUCAGCGAAAACACAAAACGAAGAAAAGAACGGGGACUCACUUACGUAAAUCUUCCCACCACCUUAGGAAGAGAACAUCAAGGCAUUCAGCUAGAAAAGAGAGAGCCAGAAAAUUACUAAGUGAUGAAUACGAUCAUAGCUUAAUCUCUGACCAGAAUCCUUUGCAGAUGUCCAAAAUUCAAGAUCAGUCCUUCAAGAAAGAUGAUUGCCAGAGCCCUGCGGAAUUCUAUGCUUCUGAAUAUUGUGAGAGAGACUGUGGCAGAAGACAGAUUUAUGAAACAGAUGGAUUUAUCAACUAUCUCUUAAACUAUUAUCACACUCCAAAAUAUGCCCGUGACUUUCUGGAACCCCAUCACUUAACAAGCACAUACCAGUGGCAGAGGACUGUCCAGCCCAAGGAAAAUGGGUUUCAGAUCAAUUUGACAAAAUGCAGCCAUUUCGUAACCAGUUUGAGCCCAAUACCAAACCUGGAAGAUACUCCAGAAGAUGAUUAUUGGAAAAGAAUUUGUACUCCAGUUCCUGACCAUAAACCACAAGCAGGAGAAACCAUGAACUAUGCCAAAGAAUGUUCCAAGGGCUUUAAAAAGCAUCUCAAAGAUUCAGCCAGUGAGUCUGAUGAUCAGCUUUCCCUGACUGAUAGACAGAGCCCUCUUUGCGAAGAGACUUAUGAGGACCCAACAUCAGCAGACCUCGACUUGGAAUGGAAAGAUGCCUUAGAGGAAAUUAGUAGUGAUUCCGAAUGUUUCCAUGAAACCCUUAGCUGCGCAAGCAGAGAGGAACAAGAGAAUUCUGUGGCUGCAUGUUCUAGCUCUCCAGAAAAAGAGCCCUUUGAUUCUGACGAAACCACAACUUGUGAUCAAGAAACUAGAUCAGGUCAGGAGAACUUGCAUUCAAAAUAUAAGCAGGAUGGUGAGAAAAAACACUCUCAAGACAAGCUUAGGAAACCAAGCAAGAGGUUUCAGUAUGAACUGAGGUGUUCACGGCUUGAGGGCGAAGAAGAUGCCAUUAAAAAUGAUAGAAGCUACAGCAAAAAGAGGGAGAAGCUGGGUCCCAAACACUUGUCUGAUACAGGUUACUAUCAUAAGACCAGUUCCACUGACUUACUAGAGGAUGUUGCAAGAAAGAGGAGGAGGCUUAAUGGUACCACAUUCAACCAGCCCCUGAACUUUAGACCCUCUCAUGUGCCAAUAGCAUCGUCACAAAGUUCUUUCCAUUUGAGAGAGUUUUCCCCCAGAAGAGAGCCUCCUUGGGAGUCAAAAUACAACCAGAGUGAAAGAAGGCUUCAAAGGUAUGAAAAUUCUGACAAUUUCAUGCUGAAUUCUGAUGAUUAUUAUAUUAGACAUAACUAUCAGGAAGACAGUGGCUAUGGACGCUAUUUAGGAAACAACUCCCCCAGUUCUUUAUAUUUUCAAAUGUUUUGAUGGUCACUUGGACCAAGAACACUCUUCUUCACAGUAAACAAUUUGCAAGAAGACCAUUUUAAAACCAGAUAUAGCUAUCUAGCUUGCAACUACAACACAAACGAGACACAUUUAAAAGCUUGAGCAAGGUUAAAUGCCAUGCCUUGUCUCAAAAUGACCUUAGUGCAUUGGCAAGCAUUGGAAAUACAAAACAGCUAGAUGCUCAAGGUUGGUAAAGCCAUGUGAUUGCCAAACUUCUUGAUCCAAGGACAGACAUUUACACAGUUCAAGUGCAACUUUAAUUUUGUGCCAGCCAAGGAGCAAGGGAACUCUGAGAGAGGUUGAGGCAGCCGCCUGUCUCCUUAGCUGCCAUGACCUCAUCAUUUUGUCUACUGAGCCAAACAAAUAAGGAACUUUUUCUAGAUUCUUUGAUCUGGUCAGAGACACCGUGAGCAGCAACCAACUUUCCUAACAUGUUGAUCUACAAACAUUUUAGAGAAGAGAGAUGGUAAUUAGAACAUAAUGAUAGACUUCCUUAUAACAUUAGAAUGUUUCAUGAGGAUCCACCAGAAGGAAAUUAUUUUAGUAAUACAAGUGGAUUUCAAAAAGUUCAUGGAGGAAAAAAUAGGACGAAAAGAUCAAAAUACAAGCUGUGUUUCUAAACAUGAGCGCCAUCAAGAUUGGGACAUUUAUUUAGUCCACCCCUAAAGAACUGAGCAUCCUGGAAAUUUAAUUUAAUCUCAAUGCAGUCUUUUUUUUUUUUUUUACAUAAUUAACUGCAGAAUCUGGGUGCCCUUUACAGAUGUUUUUCUGUCUUUUAAGAUUAGGAAACAAAAAUCAAGAAGACCCCAACCAGAACAGUAAGGUGGAUGCCUAAUGAUCUCCCAUCGAAACUCUUGCAAAAUGGCCCUUAUUUAA